UCACUAUUUUCAUUACUUUUUACUCUCACUUCAUCCUCGACCCCAACUUUCUCUUUCAUUCAUUUUCUUUCCUUUUUUUAUUUUAUCAUCUUUCUUCAUCUCGUUCUUCAAUCUUAUCUUUUUCUAGAAAACAUCACAAACCCAACUGUUCAUCUCUCUCAAUUUUUUUUCUCUCUAUAGGAUAGGAUGGUUUAGUAUGUUUUCCCCUUCACUUGAUUAUCCUUUUCUUAAAAAAAAAAAAUUGAAAAUCUACAUCAUCAAAAAUUUCUUUAACUAAAACCUCAGGAUCUCGGUAUCCCUCUCUUAUUUUUACAUGCUUGUGUUUUUAGGAGUGUGUUGAUUUUUUAGUUAUAUAUAUUAUUUUUGGGUGAAGUAUGUUCUGUGGCAAUCAACUCCCCCUUAUUUCCUUCCUCCUUUUUUGUUCUGAGUUUUACAUUUGUUUUUGGUAAGGGUAAAAAGAUUGGAAGAAGCUCGCCUGAGAUGACUCCUUCGCAUUUUGAUAUUGAGAAAGGGUGUGCUGAAUUUGAGCAUGGGCUUUCCUCCUUCCAAGAGAGAAUGACUUCAGACAAUAGUGACUUGCCUACAACUGUAAAAGAGAGAAUGACUUCAGACAAUAGCGACUCGGCUACAACACUAACAGUUGUAUUUGAAGUUAAAAUAGAAGUGGAAAGUUUUAAAAUUUUCAAAGUACCUCGUCGUUUACGUGAAGUAAAUAAAAAAGCCUACGAACCAAAUGUGAUUUCAGUUGGCCCCUAUCACUACGGUAACCCAUAUUUGGCAAGGAUGGAAGAUUUCAAAAAGUGCCAGUUUGAGAAGUUUGUUGAGAAAUCCCACCUUGGUCUCAACCAAUUUCGAGAGGCAAUGAAACACUUGAAAGGAAAAACUCGCAAAUGCUAUGAACGACCUCUUCCUCGUGUCCUUGAAGAUGAUGCAAAUUUUGUAGACAUGAUGGUGUACGAUGGUUGCUUUGUUGUACGUCUAAUCCUGAAGGGUUAUCUAGAUGAUUUUAGUGAACUGGGACGACAUAUUUAUGAUGAGAUGCUCCAGGAUUUAUUAUUUCUAGAAAACCAGCUUCCUUUCUUUGUCCUUUUGAAGUUGUAUAGCAUGAUAAACCCAAAUCCUGGACCUAGAGGACAUUUUAAUGUCUUGGCUACAUCUGCUCUUGAAUUUUUCGGCAAAAAUUCCUUCUCCUUACCCAUAAAUACUACUAGUACCAGGCAUCUUCUACACUUGGUACAUUCUACUUUCCAACCUUCAGAAAUCCGAGAAAAAGUAGUAAAAGAAGUGCCAUGCUGCGUUCCAAAAAAUACUAGUAUCAAGCGCCUUCUACGCUUGGUACGUACUACUUUCCACCCUUCAGAGACCCAAGCAGAAGUAGAAAAAGAAGAAGAGAAACUCCAAAGCUCACGGAACUCGAUGCCUAGCGCAACAGAGCUGGAAGAUGCAGGAAUCCAUUUAUUAAGUGUCCCUAAUCCAGAAAUGCAAAACCAGGAGAAAUGGAAAGAGUGCAUGUUUGGUAUAACGUUUGACAAUGGCACCAAAGAACUCAAGAUUCCAACCUUACAAGUCGACGAUUUCACAGAGCGUUUGUUUCGAAAUUAUAUGGCCUACGAACAAUUCUUCCCAUGGGAUUUGCCAACUUACUUUGUUGAUUAUGUGGUAUUCAUAGAUGGUCUCAUCAACACAAGCAAGGAUGUGGAGCUACUCCGUAAAAGUGGAAUUAUUGAUAAUUUGCUAGGAAACGAUGAAGCAGUUACCCAAAUGUUUAACAAAUUGUGUGACUUCAUUUCAUACAACGACAAAGGCUUUUACUAUAAGGACAUAGCUAGUCAAAUGAACGAGCAUUGCAAGAGAAAACGGAACAUAUGGAAGGCAAAAUUGAAGAAAGAUUAUUUUAACACUCCCUGGUCACCCAUAUCAUUUCUUGCUGCACUUAUCUUGCUCCUGCUUACUGUACUACAAACUAUAUUUUCGCUUCUUUCUUAUUAUCACCAGAGGCAGUAAGACUACCGAAGACAAAGUGUAUGAUAUCAUGUCGUUGUCGCCUUUUUUUGGUGCUUUCGACUGUUGAUCAGGGGGUUGACUUCCGCCAUAUGGGAGUUUUUAAUUUCAAGCAACAUUUGGUGACUAUGCUUUAAAGGUGUUAUCUUGUUUCUAAUGUAAUUUCUAGACUUACAUAGUAGUGAAUUUGUGGAUUUCUCUUUUCAUGUCAUUUAAUUUGAACUGUCUAAUAAUUAUCGGAAUUCUAAAUAAAUAAUGAUUAGAGAUCUUA
This is a messenger RNA of Gossypium arboreum, 2272 nucleotides long. RefSeq names its product UPF0481 protein At3g47200-like. NCBI's taxonomy places the organism in Eukaryota, Viridiplantae, Streptophyta, Magnoliopsida, Malvales, Malvaceae. The coding region runs from base 481 to 2004 and encodes 507 amino acids. The record is from RefSeq and is a predicted model, not a curated record. The transcript has 6 exons.